Molecule: messenger RNA, 873 nt
Organism: Suillus clintonianus
Lineage: Eukaryota; Fungi; Basidiomycota; Agaricomycetes; Boletales; Suillaceae
Exons: 7
Coding region: 1-873 (290 amino acids)
Source: RefSeq, a predicted model, not a curated record
AUGGGCAUACCUUUGGACAAAGCUUCACUUUUAGCUUUGUUUCUCGAGACUUUGUUUUAUGGCGUAUUUUUCACUCUGUACUGUUUAACACUAUUCAUCCUACUCAAGAAAAACGGCAUUAACCGACAACUCCUUAUCCCAGUCGCAACCGUGCUGCUCUGUAUUGCAACCGCCCAUCUCAUCGUUGAUUUUGUCCGAGUUUUGGAGGCAUUCGUAUUCAAAAUGGAUAUGAUUAGUGCAAAUUCCUACUAUUCCAACCUGGCUUCGCCAUUGGAAUACGCAAAAACUGCACUUUACGUUACGCAAACCGUUCUCGCUGAUUGUGUCCUUGUUUGGCGAUGCUAUGUACUUCACAACAAAAGCCUCUUCGUUGCCAUUCCUGGUUUAAUCGUGCUGUCCACAAAUGCGGUGACCGGGUACUGUAUCAUUUGGUCCCUUUCGCAAGCCAACAAUUCGUCCACCGUUUUUACCACUGGCCAUCCAUUCAUCACCACAUUCUUCACAUUGACUAUGGUGAUCAGCGUUACCUGCACUACUUUGAUUGCCUGGCGCAUCUAUCGCUUUCGCCGUUUUAUGUCAAACCGACUCGGAUACGUUGCGUAUCUACCGAUUUUGAUCGUCAUUGUGGAAAGUGGCGCUUUAUAUGCGACGGGCGUCCUUUCGAUUCUUCUGACAUACUUGAUUGGAUCCAAUGGUCAAUACGCCGUGCUGGACGCCGUCUCUCCUAUCAUGGGAAUCGUAUUCUGCCUCAUCAUCCUGCAAGUACACUUCCAAGUAGGUGGCAACUCCCAAAUUGCACAGCCCCCUGAACAAAUGGACAUUCUCACCGGCUCUCUCGAGAGUGAGAUGUGCGAGACGUGUUCUGCAGUAUGA